GGAGUAUCCACUAGGAGGCUUGACUAACAAGGUAUUUGUCUGGAUGCAAACAUUUAUGGCGUAAACGGUAAAAUAUAGAUUAAACGAUGGUUUAAAGGACAAGAAUUGUUGCUGUGGAGGAUUCGACGUUUGAUGGUGAAUUAUCAAUGAUCAACAGUCUCCUCUCUAUUGGCCAGUCCAGUGCGUAUCUAUGAACUCCAUAACGCCCUCCACUUCUGCCGUCAGUAGCCCUGUCAGCUCCGUAGAUUCGCCACUGUCAGCCGUCAGCUCGUCCAUCGGCUCUCCUGGCAUUCCCGGCACACCAUCUGUUGGCUAUGGACCCAUCAGCAUCUCUCAAAUGAACUCCUCCAUGUCUGUGUCUGGGUUACAUGCUGUCAGCAGCUCUGAUGAUGUGAAACCCCCAUUUGGCUUGAAGACUGUCAGUGGCUCAGGGCCAAUGCUGUCCCAGAAACGCAUGUGUGCCAUUUGUGGAGACCGUUCAUCGGGGAAGCAUUAUGGCGUGCACAGCUGUGAAGGCUGUAAGGGUUUCUUCAAGCGCACAGUCAGGAAGGACCUGAGCUAUACCUGCAGGGACAACAAGGAGUGUCUGGUGGAUAAACGUCAGCGCAAUCGCUGCCAGUACUGCCGCUAUCAGAAGUGCCUGGCCACGGGAAUGAAAAGAGAGGCUGUUCAGGAUGAGCGUCAGAAGAAUAAGGAACGGGAUGGAGACUAUGAAUGCAGCAGUUCAGCCAAUGAGGAGAUGCCUGUGGAAAAGAUCCUGGAGGCCGAGACAGCUGUAGAGCACAGAUCAGACUUGCACUCUGAUGCCACUGGUUCACCCAAUGAUCCAGUCACUAACAUCUGUCAGGCUGCAGACAAACAGCUCUUCACUCUGGUGGAGUGGGCCAAGAGAAUCCCUCACUUCUCUGAGCUGCCCCUGGAUGACCAAGUCAUUCUGCUCAGGGCUGGAUGGAAUGAGCUCUUGAUCGCUGCCUUCUCUCAUCGCUCCAUCAGCGUGAAGGAUGAGAUUCUGUUGGCCACAGGUUUACAUGUGCCCAGAGAGAGCACUCACAACUUGGGCGUGGAGGCCUUUUUUGACAGGGAAAGUGCACAGAGUGCAGAGGUGGGAGCCUUAUUUGACAGGGUGCUGACUGAGCUGGUCUGUAAGAUGCGUGAUAUGCAAAUGGACAAAACUGAACUUGGCUGUCUGCGUGCCAUAGUUCUGUUUAACCCAGAUGCCAAAGGUCUGACUAGCAGCAGUGAGGUGGAGCUUCUCCGAGAGAAAGUGUACGCGUCCCUGGAAGCCUAUUGCAAACAGAAAUACCCAGAUCAGCAGGGGAGGUUUGCCAAGCUUCUCCUCCGACUUCCUGCAUUGCGUUCCAUUGGCCUUAAGUGUCUGGAGCACCUUUUCUUCUUUAAACUGAUUGGAGACACCCCCAUUGACACUUUCCUAAUGGAGAUGCUGGAGUCGCCCCACUAGCCGCGUCAGAGGAAGAUUGUGAAACAGGGUUUUCUACCCUAGGUCCUGGAGAUAACUGUGACUGCACUUUUUCUUCCCAGGGGAAUUACAGCGAUUGGUCAGCCUCUGGUCUGGGGGUAUUUUUUUUAGUUCCGAUAUUUCUUGUCUUUUUCUCUUGAUUAUCUCUUAAGUGCACCAUAGAGUCUAGAGACCCAAAACUUGCCAUGAAAAAUUGUUGGUGCUACAUUUGAACAGUAAGCUAUAUGUGUACAGUACUGUGCAAAAGUCUUAGGCCACUAGUGUUUUCACCAACAAAAAAUGGUUUAAAGUGAAUUAUUUUUUAUGUUUUGCUGUAGU
Messenger RNA from Carassius auratus (goldfish), 1795 nucleotides. Its product is annotated as retinoic acid receptor RXR-beta-B. Gene Ontology annotation, cellular component: nucleus. The record is from RefSeq and is a predicted model, not a curated record. Gene Ontology annotation, molecular function: nuclear steroid receptor activity; sequence-specific DNA binding; zinc ion binding. The transcript has 11 exons. The coding region runs from base 191 to 1459 and encodes 422 amino acids. Gene Ontology annotation, biological process: regulation of DNA-templated transcription. Lineage: Eukaryota; Metazoa; Chordata; Actinopteri; Cypriniformes; Cyprinidae.